AUGGCGUACCACGACGCGCUGGGCUUGGGGGACUUCCGCCCCUGGACCCCCCCGGAGCUGCCGGGCUCGCCGCGCCGGGAGACGUGGAGCUCGCCGGAGCGACGCUCAGCGCUGGCCCGGUUGCUGAGAGACUGCUGCCGGGUGCUGGGUCGCGAGAUGGAGGCGUCACGCUUCUAUGGGCGGCUGCAGGAGGAGUGGCUGGAGACGCCUGAACAGCUGCGUCAGCUGUCCACCGACGGCUGGGCCCGGCUGGCCUUGCCGGUGGGCUUGGAAGCCGAGCUCCAACGACGCCUAGGAGCGCCAACCACGCCCACGCCCGCGCCCACGCCCGUGCCUGCCGCACGCCCCGCCGCGCGCCCGGGCGCGCGCCCGGGUACUCCAGCAGCGCAGGGGCGGCCGGCGCGCAGUCCCAAGACAGCUGGUAAGGAUUGGAGGGCGCUGCAGGGCAGUUUGCGUCAAGCUCUCCGGAAGCACUGCGGUGACUCGUGGCCCUCGCAGCUGCUCAGCACCUUCGGCCUACAGAGGAAGGAUGGCGUGGAUGCCAAUGUGCUGCAGUCGGCCCUGAGGUCUUUGGGCGUCCCAGUCUUCAGCUCGGCUCAGGUAGCCUCCGCCGUCCGCGCGGCCAAGGCCUCCAGCGCCGGCCUCGACGGCCGGGGGCCGCUGCCCAGCGCCGGCGCCGUGGUGGCGGCGAUCCAUGGGCCGCUGAACAGCGCCAGGUCACGUGCCGUGGACGAGGUCUUCUUCGAUCUGGGGGGUGACAUCCAUGGAACCUUGCCCAGGCAGACCUUGAAGAGGCGUCUGGCAGUCUUGGAGUUGCCCAGCGUGAAGGCGGGUUUUUCGGCCGAGGAGGCCCUCAGGGAGUUCACGCGCGGCUGGGGCUAUCGACAGGAGGUGGAUCGUGAGAGCUUCUCCACGGCGCACGUGCUUCUGUCGGCCCUGCACCGUGGGGACGGGGACGCCUAG
Molecule: messenger RNA, 963 nt
Organism: Durusdinium trenchii
Lineage: Eukaryota; Dinophyceae; Suessiales; Symbiodiniaceae
Source: the annotation of a GenBank genome assembly